Molecule: messenger RNA, 1740 nt
Organism: Salvelinus sp. IW2-2015
Lineage: Eukaryota; Metazoa; Chordata; Actinopteri; Salmoniformes; Salmonidae
Product: mitogen-activated protein kinase 8
Biological process (GO): protein phosphorylation; JNK cascade
Cellular component (GO): nucleus; cytoplasm
Molecular function (GO): ATP binding; JUN kinase activity
Source: RefSeq, a predicted model, not a curated record
AUGCCUUCUUGCAGUGCGCGCUCGGCCUGUCAAUGCAGAGAGAUUGUAGUGCAUUCCGUGAGGUCAUGUUUUGUAGCAGGACAACAGAAUAGCCAUCAUUUAUUAUCCAAAUAAUUAAACUUAAUUCAUCUUCGAGGACUCGGACUUUUGUGGCUAAUCCAGAACUGACAUUCUGUAUUUUGGUGACGGAGUACAGAGAGCCUAGUUUGGAUGCCCAGAAAGUAGCUCCUCCAGGUUUCAUCAUGAAUAAAAACAAGCGAGGAGAAGAGAGGGAGUUCUAUAGUUUAGAUGUCGGAGAUUCCACCUUCAAAGUUCUGAAGCGCUACCAGAAUCUAAGGCCCAUCGGCUCAGGAGCACAGGGAAUCGUCUGUUCAGCGUAUGACCACAACCUUGAGAGAAAUGUGGCUAUUAAGAAGUUGAGUCGGCCGUUCCAGAACCAGACGCAUGCCAAGAGAGCGUACAGAGAACUGGUGUUAAUGAAAUGUGUCAAUCACAAAAAUAUCAUUGGCUUAUUAAACGUGUUCAGCCCACAAAAAUCACUMGAGGAAUUUGCAGACGUAUACAUUGUGAUGGAGCUGAUGGAUGCCAACCUGUGCCAGGUGAUUCAGAUGGAGCUGGACCAUGAGAGGUUGUCCUACCUGCUCUACCAGAUGCUGUGUGGCAUCAAACACCUCCACAAUGCCGGCAUCAUACACAGGGAUCUGAAGCCCAGUAACAUUGUGGUGAAGUCAGACUGUACAUUAAAGAUCUUGGACUUUGGCUUGGCUCGGACAGCGGCUACAGGUUUACUGAUGACCCCCUACGUAGUGACCAGAUACUACAGAGCACCAGAGGUCAUACUGGGGAUGGGCUACCAGGCCAACGUGGACGUGUGGUCAGUGGGCUGUAUUGUGGCUGAGAUGGUCAGAGGUAGUGUGUUGUUCCCAGGCACUGACCACAUUGACCAGUGGAACAAAGUGAUAGAGCAGCUCGGGACUCCGCCCCAGGACUUCCUGAUGAAGCUCAACCAAUCAGUGAGGACGUAUGUUGAGAACCGACCGCGCUACGCAGGAUACAGCUUCGACAAGCUCUUCCCUGACGUCCUCUUCCCUGCAGACUCAGAACACAACAAGUUGAAAGCGAGCCAGGCCAGAGACCUGCUGUCUAAGAUGUUGGUGAUCGACUCGUCUAAGAGGAUCUCGGUGGACGAGGCCCUGAAACACCCCUAUAUCAACGUGUGGUACGACCCAGCAGAAGUGGAGGCACCCCCUCCAAAGAUCACAGACAAGCAGCUGGAUGAGCGAGAGCAUACGGUGGAGGAGUGGAAAGACCUGAUCUGGAAGGAGGUGUAUGAGUGGGACGAGUGGACCAAGCAGAAUGGAGUGAUCAGAGGACAACCUCCUCCUUUAGGUGCAGCAGUGAUUGACAGCUCCCCUCAGCACCCCUCGUCCUCCCCCUCAGCCAAUGAUGUAUCCUCCAUGUCGACUGACCCCAGUGACCCUAGUGAACCCACCAUGACCUCUGACACGGACAGCAGCCUGGACAGCCACACCUCUCUGGGAGCACUGGCCUGCUGCAGAUAACACACACACACCCCUGUCACGGUAUAUAGUUUAAAACACUUAAAUGGGCAAUCUGCGAUGGCUACAUAUUUUCUUUUUUGCCUUUUCAUUGAAUGAUAUAUACCAAUUGAUUCUUGAAGAAUAUAAUAUAUAAAUGCUUUUACUCCAUUGUUUGUAAACAAACACUGUAUAGCCUCAA